This is a messenger RNA of Notolabrus celidotus (New Zealand spotty), 2370 nucleotides long. RefSeq names its product UDP-glucose 6-dehydrogenase (gene ugdh). Gene Ontology annotation, molecular function: UDP-glucose 6-dehydrogenase activity; NAD binding. Gene Ontology annotation, biological process: glycosaminoglycan biosynthetic process. Gene Ontology annotation, cellular component: nucleus; cytosol. Lineage: Eukaryota; Metazoa; Chordata; Actinopteri; Labriformes; Labridae. The record is from RefSeq and is a predicted model, not a curated record.
CCGGAAGUGUCUCUUACGCUCUAUCCUCGGUGUCAUGAAUGAGGUGGUGCUACCUUUGCUACAGAGCCUCAGUAUCAGAGUUAAAGGUAGUGCAGAAAAGUUGAGAAAGAAGCCCUGAUGCUGUGAGUUAGUCAGUCGAGCGCAGGUUUGUCCAGGUUAAAGGCGUUUGAUAUUUCUUGUUAGGGGACGGAGGAUCCUGAACUCUGCUGUUUCUUCAGACCCAUCUGAGAGGGGAGCUCACCACAGACUGUAUAAAUAAGGAGCUAACGCAAUCUGCACAUUCCUGAAGUUGACUGUCGAGUUGGCAAAGAUGUUCCAGAUAAAGAGGAUCUGCUGUAUUGGUGCUGGGUAUGUCGGGGGCCCAACUUGUAGUGUGAUCGCCCACAUGUGUCCAGAGAUCACCGUGACCGUAGUGGAUGUCAAUGAGUCUCGCAUCAAAGCCUGGAACUCAGACACUCUGCCCAUAUAUGAGCCGGGUCUGAAAGAAGUGGUUGAAUCAUGCAGAGGGAGAAAUUUGUUUUUCUCUACAGACAUAGACUCAGCCAUCCGGGAUGCAGACCUCGUCUUUAUCUCCGUGAACACUCCAACAAAGACCUAUGGGAUGGGAAAGGGUCGUGCAGCUGACCUUAAAUUCAUUGAGGCGUGUGCUCGGCGAAUUGUUGAAGUGUCUGACGGCUACAAGAUCGUCACAGAGAAGAGCACAGUCCCCGUCCGAGCGGCUGAGAGCAUUAGACGGAUAUUUGAUGCCAACACGAAACCCAGCCUCAACUUACAAGUGCUGUCCAACCCAGAGUUCCUUGCAGAAGGAACAGCAGUGAAGGACCUGAAGGAACCGGACCGUGUCCUGAUCGGUGGAGAUGAAACUGCAGAAGGUCAGAGAGCGAUCAAGGCACUGUGUGCGGUCUACGAACACUGGGUCCCCAAAUCACGAAUCAUCACCACCAACACAUGGUCAUCUGAGCUGUCUAACUGGUGAGCUGCCAAUGCAUUCCUGGCACAGCGUAUCAGCAGCAUCAACAGCAUCAGCGCUCUGUGCGAGGCCACCGGCGCUGACGUGGAGGAGGUAGCGAAGGCGAUUGGUAUGGACCAGAGAAUAGGCAGCAAGUUUCUCAAAGCCAGCGUGGGUUUUGGUGGGAGCUGUUUCCAGAAGGACGUGCUGAACUUGGUGUACCUGUGUGAGGCCCUCAACCUGCCUGAAGUAGCCUCCUACUGGCAGCAGGUGAUAGACAUGAAUGAGUACCAGAGGCGGCGGUUCGCCUGUCGGAUUAUUGACUGCCUCUUCAACACUGUCACUGGUAAAAAGAUCGCUCUGCUGGGCUUCUCCUUCAAAAAAGACACAGGUGACACAAGGGAGUCAUCCAGUAUCUACAUCUCUAAGUAUCUGAUGGAUGAAGGGGCCAAGCUUUUUAUCUACGACCCCAAGGUGCUUAAAGAACAGAUCAUUCAUGACCUGUCCCAGCCCAACAUCUCAGAGGACAAUCCAGAAAGAGUAUCUGAGCUAGUGACUGUGACCUCUGACCCCUAUGAGGCGUGCCAAAGUGCCCAUGCCUUGGUCAUCUGCACUGAGUGGGACAUGUUUAAGGAGCUGGAUUAUGAGAAGAUUUACAAGAAGAUGCUGAAGCCAGCCUUCUUAUUUGAUGGUCGCAGAGUGCUGGAUCACCUCCAUGCUCACCUUCAGAACAUCGGCUUUCAGAUCGAGACCAUCGGUAAGAAAGUGACAGCAAGCAGAAUCCCUUACACUCCAGCGGGCGUUGCUCCUCGCAUAGCUGUCAUCGAACCUCCCACUAAGAAAGCCAAAGUCUAAACCUCCCUUCAUCUGCCUCAAUCACAUGACAAGCAACGCAUUCCUCUCUCUGCCUUUUUACUGCUGGUGAAACAUUUCAUUUAGGCCUGAAUGCUCUGCUGCUCGGUUACGCCUAUUAUCCAGACAGUGCGAUCAGCUGCUCGCUGCAGGAGGUCAGAGGAGAGGAAGAAGUCGAGCAGUCAGUCCAAAAUUGUGUGAAUGUGAUUCAUGGAUGUGUAUGAGUCUUUGGAUGAAGUCUGGUGAUGAUAAAAUAGGAACAAUUAAUUUUUACAAGUUUCAUGUCCAGUAGCAUUUCAUGCAGGUAAAUAUGAUGCUGUCUGUUUUAGUCCAUUUUAUAUGAAAACUAUUCAAGUGAGUCUUCUUUCUUACAGUAUUUACUAUAUAAUCAAGUAUUGCUAAAUUUUAUACUGUUUUUUAAAAUAUUUUUAAAAAUCAUCUUACUAUAUGUUAAUUAGUAUUUUUCCUUUAUAUUAUUGGCUGUCCCCUGAAAAUGCCAAUGCAUUAAAAAAUGAUGAGUAUUUUCAUUUGUAUCUGUUUAAUAACAUAAAACAAAAGUUGCACACAGA